Nanorana parkeri is the source of this 2800-nucleotide messenger RNA. RefSeq names its product ral guanine nucleotide dissociation stimulator like 3 (gene RGL3). NCBI's taxonomy places the organism in Eukaryota, Metazoa, Chordata, Amphibia, Anura, Dicroglossidae. The record is from RefSeq and is a predicted model, not a curated record. The transcript is spliced from 21 exons. Gene Ontology annotation, biological process: positive regulation of GTPase activity; Ras protein signal transduction. Gene Ontology annotation, cellular component: plasma membrane. The coding region runs from base 293 to 2440 and encodes 715 amino acids. Gene Ontology annotation, molecular function: guanyl-nucleotide exchange factor activity.
UCAUUGUGGGGGGGGACAGGAUGUACGAGAAAAAGCUCCAAGGGCAGCAGGAUAGAGGGAGGAAAGGACGGAGAGGAGGGAGACCGGGAAUAUCAAGGGAUCAAAGGUAACAGGGCAACAUCCUACGUUCCCCUCCAAACAGCGGCUCGCACAGCUGCCGCUCUGCGGGGCAUUCGUCGCAGGGGGGGGACGCGAUGCCAAAUCCAGUCCCGAAAUGGAAUAUUACUGACUUCCUCUAAUCCGGGAGAUCCGGGCGCUUGUUAUUCGGAAGUGAGGAACUGAGGGGGCCACUAUGUUUGGGGACCCGGGCUCACGCAGUAGCCUGUCUUUGGAUCUUGAUAUGAGUUGGGGCAUUGUCCUACAAGCCUAUCGCUGUCUGACCACUGAUGGAGAGGAUGACGCCAGGCAUAAGAAUCCAUUGCAGGAGUGGGGGGAAGAGGUGGAAGAUGGGGCAGUCUAUGGUGUGACACUGAGGCGGUUGAGAACAGAAAGACCCUCUGGAGACUUCCUGGUCACCCCUGGUUCUCCAGGCUAUGUUCAUUAUAAGACGUGUAAGGUGCGCAGCCUACGUGCAGGGACGCCGCAGAAGCUGGUAGAGAAUCUAUUGGUGGAAUACCAGGGCACAGAUCCUGGCUAUGUGCCCACUUUUCUCAGUACCUACCGUGCCUUUACCUCUGCUGAAAAGGUCCUGGAGCUGCUGCUGGACAGACGCUUGGAAAGAUUAGUCGACAAGGAAUCGGCAUCUCCUGGGAGCCCCAUUCCAGACACGGCAUCUGUGCAGAGGGUGGUCCGUGGUCUCCUUCAGACCUGGUUGGAGAGACACCCUCAUGACUUUCGUGACUCUCCACAGUGUUUACAAUUCAUCUCCCACUACCUAAGCAAGGACUGUCGAGAGACAUCCAGUCAGCUCUUCCGCCUUAUUAAAAAUCUAGAAGAAGAGGGGGAGCAGGACCCAUCACAGAACGAUUGGAGGCACAUAACCCGACCAGCAGAGGGAGACUGUGAAACCUCUGUAAAUAGUACUUCUUUAUUGUCAUACCCACCCCAGGAUGUAGCAGAACAACUUACCCUCAUAGAUGUGGAUCUCUUUCAGAGGCUGCAGUCCUGCCAUUGUCUGGGAAGCAUUUGGUCCCAACGUGACAAAAAGGAGAACAAGAAUGUGGCCCCCAGUGUAAGAGCCACAGUCGCCCAGUUUAAUGCGGUGACCGCGUGUGUGACGGCGUCCGUCCUGAGCGACAUUCAGCUGAAACCCCAAGUCAGGGCGAAAGUGCUGGAGAAAUGGAUUUGCAUAGCCCAGUACUGCAGGUUUCUGCGGAAUUUCUCCUCUCUGAGAGCCAUUCUAUCUGCUCUUCAGUCAAAUUCCAUCUAUCGGCUGAAGAGGACGUGGGCCGCAGUCAGCAGGGACAACCUGAACAUCUUCCACAAGUUAUCCGCCAUCUUCUCCGAUGAGAACAACCACGAGAUGAGUCGGGAAAUCUUGACUAAGGAUGAGAUCCCGCUCCGUAGGACGCACAGUGCACGCAACGAGCCCCGCCCACUCCAGCGGUCAGCGUCACAAGUUCGCUCCACGAGACCAGCUCAGGGGACGGUGCCUUAUCUCGGAACAUUUUUGACAGACCUUGUCAUGUUGGACACGGCGCUCCCGGACUACGUAGAGGGCGGGCUCCUAAACUUUGAGAAGAGGAGAAAGGAAUACGAAGUCCUGGCCAAGAUUCAGAAGUUGCAGCUUACCUGUCGCCACUUUGUCCUGACGCCAAAGCCUGAAAUCCUCCAAGCGUUUUACACCCACCGACAGCUGACCGACGAUCAAAGCUACAGAAUUUCUCGCACUAUAGAGCCACCCGCGGAUUCCUGUCCCAACUCUCCGCGUAUCCGCAGGAAACUGACCAAGAGGUUCAGCUCCUUGUUACUAGGUUCUGAAGUGUUUAGCCCUAAGAUGAAUGGGGAUCGAGUGUCUCCGUCAGGAUCCUGCAGCAGCUGUGAGAUCGAUGAAGGGCUUAUAGCGGCUUUGUGUCCUACAGAGACGGCCACCAAUAAGGACAGAGGAAGCACACAGGAAGCUCUGACUCCGCCCAUCACUCCGGGACGAGAAGAAGCUCACCGAUCUGUCUCUUCACCCCGUUCCCCAGUCUCCCCAUCACUCCCGGUCUACAACCAGCAAAUCGCUGACCUGUGUAUUAUCCGGGUCAGCAUGGAGAACACGCAUGGGAAUUUGUACAAGAGUAUACUGCUCACCAGUCAGGACAAGUCUCGGGUGGUCAUACAACGGGCUCUACAUAAGCACAAAUUAAAGUCAACAGCCAUUGACCAAGGCUCCUUGUUACAGGUUGCCUGCGCUUCGAAACAACUGACCAUCCCGGACACGGCCAAUGUAUACUACGCCAUGAACACCUCCGCCAAUUUCGACUUUGUCCUGAGGAGAAGAGCGAGAAACAGCUGACCUUCCGAAACGCAACGCCAUCCGGGCGGAGACUGGAGCACGCCUGGCCCAGCUCAGCAGUUAUAGUAUACAUGAUUAUUACAUGUAUGACAUAUGACAAGAGACUGGAUCCUCCUUGUAUUACACCUGUAUUAUAAUAUAGAGGGUUAUUACACACUCCGUACCUAGACAUGGAGGCCUUCUCAUACCACGCCCAGGUUCUAAUAUAAUACUAUAUUUUUUUUAAAUCACCGGUGUACUUAUAUCAGGUUAUGUAAUGUAUUCAGUAUGAGCACUGAACGUUACAAAUCAGUUCCAGAGCUAUGGGUAUAGCUAUGGGCCAGUUAUCAUGUACCUUCAGGCCAUGAGCUUCAGCUCCGU